Messenger RNA from Oryctolagus cuniculus (rabbit), 3217 nucleotides. Its product is annotated as lysine-specific demethylase 4D. Gene Ontology annotation, biological process: chromatin remodeling; regulation of gene expression. NCBI's taxonomy places the organism in Eukaryota, Metazoa, Chordata, Mammalia, Lagomorpha, Leporidae. The record is from RefSeq and is a predicted model, not a curated record. Gene Ontology annotation, molecular function: histone H3K9 demethylase activity. Gene Ontology annotation, cellular component: nucleus; chromatin.
GACGACAUCAAGGGGCGGGGCUGAAACGGCCCAGGGGGCGGGCAUUUGAAAUCAGUGCUUUAGAGCAGACCUUGAACAUCAUCUUACGCUUUCGAGAGCCAGUUACUUAAUGUCUCUUCCGUCUUUCCCUUCCCCAACCCCCCCUCCCAGACUCCUUCAUUCCGGCACUGCGUGGAUGGAAAACCCGGUGUAGCCGACACCACAUCCAUGGCUAGCGGGAGAGAGCGUGCAAAGGGAUUUCACCAAACAGUUUAAAUCCAACGAUUCUGUUUCCAUCCUUUCUCCUGAGCUAGAGCCAACAAGCCUAGAAAACUAGGCUGCGGAAACACUAGUGUUUUCAUUUAAUUGGAUAUGAAGAAAGAACAAAUAUGUGCGGGGGCAACCACGAUCUUUAUAAAGAACAUAAGUUCCAGGAAAGCAGGAAUCUUGUCUGUCUUGCUCACUGGUGUGUUCUCUGCAUAUAGAGCUGUGCCUGACACUUAAUAGGUGCUGAAUUUUGUAUUAGACACAGCACUCAUAUAUACUCAACUACAUCUGAGUCACCCACCCAAGUCUAGGCUAUUCAGUAGACCUCAAGGAGGUAGAGCCAGCCACCACCUGAGGAACAGUACCAAUUGCAGACUCACUGACCAUCAGAGCCUGGACAAAGCUGCCACCAACAGUGGAGUGCCCCUGGUGACACAGCAAGCCUAAAAGGGAUUAUUACCUUAUUUGCAAAAAACCUUAACUGGUGGAUCCUGCUACCUCCUAGAGACAGCAACUCAGAUUUUCAAAGGUGGACUUUUCUUCCAUCCUGAACCAUCUUGACUUAGCUAAACAUUGAAAAUUGGCUGCUUAUUAAAUUGAAACUAUGAAGUCUAAGGCCCAUCGUGCUCAGAAUCCAAAUUGCAGCAUAAUGGUAUUUCAUCCAACCAAAGAAGAGUUUAGUGAUUUUGAUAACUAUAUUGCUUACAUGGAAUCUCAGGGUGCACACCGGGGAGGCCUGGCCAAGGUCAUCCCACCCAAGGAGUGGAGGGCCAGACAGACCUAUGAUGACAUCGAUGACAUCUUAAUAACUCGCCCCCUCCAGCAGGUGGCCUAUGGCGGGGCAGGUGUCUUUACUCAAUUCCAUAAAAAGAACAAAGCCAUGACUCUGAGCGAGUAUCGCCAACUUGCCAACAGCACAAAAUACCAGACCCCACCGCACCUGAAUUUUGAAGAUUUAGAGCGAAAAUACUGGAAAAACCGUCUCUACGAUGCCCCAAUCUAUGGUGCUGAUAUCAGCGGCUCUCUGUUUGAUGAAAACACGGCACACUGGAACCUCAGGCGCCUGGGCACCAUUCAGGACCUGUUGGAGCAGGAAUGUGGUGUCGUCAUCGAGGGCGUCAACACGCCCUACCUGUACUUUGGCAUGUGGAAGACCACGUUCGCCUGGCACACGGAGGACAUGGACCUGUACAGCAUCAACUACCUGCACUUCGGGGAGCCCAAGACGUGGUACGCGGUGCCCCCGGAGCACGGGCGGCGCCUGGAGCGCCUGGCCGGGCAGCUGUUCCCGGGCAGUUCCCGCAGCUGCCAGGCCUUCCUGCGGCACAAGGUGGCCCUCAUCUCGCCCAGCGUCCUGCGGCAGAACGGCAUCCCCUUCCGCCGCAUCACUCAGCAGGCUGGCGAGUUCAUGGUGACCUUUCCUUACGGCUACCACGCGGGCUUCAACCACGGCUUCAACUGCGCCGAAGCCAUCAAUUUCGCCACCCCGCGCUGGAUCGACUAUGGCAAAGUGGCCUCCCAGUGCAGCUGCGGGGAGGCCAGGGUCACCUUUGACAUGGACCCCUUCGUUCGUAUCCUGCAACCCGAGCGCUACGAACUGUGGAAACGCGGGCAAGACCGUGGCGCUGUGGCCCUCCCGGAGCCCAUGGGCCAAACAAGCCAGGAUCCACACACUAGCCGGGAGCCAGGCACCAGCCAGCCGCUUCUCACCAGCCAGGGGCCAAGCCUCAGCCAGGAGCCACGCAGCAGUGAGGAACCUCACAGCAGCCAGGAGCUUCUCACCAGCCAGGGGCCAAGCCUCAGCCAGGAGCCAGGCACCAGUGAGGAGCCAUGCAGCAGCCAGAAAUCACGCCGCUGCCUGAAGCCGCGCCCCAGCCACGCGUUGUGCACCAGCCAGGAGCUGACGGCCUGUAGGCAGGAUCGCGGGCUCUGGAGGGCUGCCCUGGGCCUCAGGCAGCUUUCCUCGCCCCAGGCUAGGUCCACUGGGCCUGUGCCGGCCUCUGGUAGCACCCGUCGAGCUGCUCCUGUGGGCCCCGGAUCUCAGUUGGCUCUGGGCCGCAGCAGUGAUGUCACACUGCACACUGACCUUCGCAGGUCCAGGCAGCCCGACCUGGCCUGGUUACCGACUCCAGCUCUGUCUGCCGAGGCUGUGUGCCUGUCAGCUGCUAGACCUGGUCAUGGUAGUGGUCGGCGUCCUCGGCCACUGCAAGCUGAGGAGCCCAGCCUGGAGGUUCCACCCAAGAGGCGGCUGUUGUCCCCCUCUGCACACACCGAUGCUGGCGCCGAGGCUCCGCCCCUGCCCAGUGAUGGAGCUUCAGAGGUCAGUGCUACUCAGAGCCCUGAACGCCCGUUUCCUGCCAAGGCUUCGGGAUGUUGCUGCGCCCCGGAUCUUCAACCCUUGGGGCCCCUGCUGGAUCCCCAUGCCCCGAUGCACCCGGGCCCCUGCCUGCUCUCCUUGGACAGCAUCACCGUGGGUCUCCCUGACGUGGUGCCGCUGACUCCUCCCAGCACCAGCGUGCAGCCAUUCAGAAGCUUCUGCAGGGACACUGCUGGGGACUGGGCGUCUCCUGGGAAUCAGGCAGAGGAUGGGGUGGUGCGCCGCACUUGCGCCUCCAGAACCUUGGCUGCGUCUGUGCUUGUCCCCGGCCCUGGUGUGCCUGAUGCUAGUCCCCUCUGGCUCAAGCCACAGGGAGGCGCUUUCUGGUGGCAUGAGCCAAGUUCAGCACCAGUGAACGCUCUUCAGCCCCUGAGCCCUUGACCAUCUGCUCUGUGACUGUGCAGUGGCCCCUGACCCUCAGAACCUGUAAAGUUCCCAGCCACGGGAGCAUUCGUCCUGGCCUGUCCCCACUGGAGACCUAGUACCUGACUGGCAUUUCUGAUUUCUGCCUGUUAUGUAUUCCUCGUGCAAAGAGAAACGAGAACUCCUUGGCGUGUUUUUCAACUUAAAUUGUAUAUGAAGCAGAGUAGAUGA